Myotis davidii is the source of this 1584-nucleotide messenger RNA. It is a transcript of the gene DIPK2B, whose product is annotated as chromosome unknown open reading frame, human CXorf36. The coding region runs from base 106 to 1353 and encodes 415 amino acids. Lineage: Eukaryota; Metazoa; Chordata; Mammalia; Chiroptera; Vespertilionidae. The transcript is spliced from 5 exons. The record is from RefSeq and is a predicted model, not a curated record.
GAUAGGGUCAACGCUCUGAAGUCAGCCCCCUGGCUUUUGCCAAGACCUGCCUCUGCCCGGCUCUGAGUGGACAGCUGGAGGCUGCAGCUGGAGGCCUGGGCCCGGAUGGAGCCCCGGCUGGGGCCGGGGGCGGCUGCCCUCCGCCUGGGCUGGCCGGCUCAGCUGCUCUGGGUCUCAGCCCUGGGCUCUGCUGUCUCCUCGCCGGCUCCUCCUCCUCCUAGAACCAGCUACAGUUUUGGAAGGACUGUCCUCGGCCUUGAUAAAUGCAAUGCCUGCAUUGGAACAUCUAUUUGCAAGAAGUUUUUUAAAGAAGAAAUAAGGUUUGACAGCUGGCUGGCCACCCACGUCGAACUGCCUCUGGGCUACUUGCCUUCGUACCCUGCAAAUUACUCAGAUGAUUCCAAAACCUGGCGCCCAGUGGAGAUAUCCAGGCUGGUCAGCAAACACCAGCAUGAAAUCUCAGACAGGAGAAUCUGCGCCUCUGCCGCAGCCCCCAAGACCUGCAGCAUCGAGCGGGUCCUGAGGAAAACAGGAAGGUUUCAGAAAUGGCUGCAGGCCAAGCGCCUCACGCCCGACCUGGUGCAGCGCCUCCUGGACCGCGUGGUCCGGCGCUACGCGGAGGUGGCCGACGCGGGCAGCAUCUUCAUGGACCACUUCACGGAUCGCGACAAGCUGCGCCUGCUCUACACGCUGGCUGUCAACGCGCACCCCAUCCUCCUACAGAUCUUCCCUGGAGCUGAGGGGUGGCCGCUGCCCAAGUACCUGGGCUCCUGCGGCCGGUUCCUGGUCAGCAGCAGCACCAGCCCGCUGCAGGAAUUCUAUGCCGCGCCCCCCGACCAGGCAGCCGACCUGGCCCAUCAGCUCCUCAGGAUCCUGGAGUCCCUGCGGAACAACGAUCUGAACUACUUCCUCUACUUCACCCACGUGGACGCCUCCAUGUUUGGCAUCUUUAACAACGGGCAUCUGUUCAUCCGGGAUGCCAGUGCCCUGGGCGUCAUCGACAGGCAGGAAGGCAGCCAAGCAGCCGCCAGGGCAGCAGAGAACAAAGACAUCUUCAGCUGCCUGGUCACCGGCUGCCAGGCCGAGCUGCCCUCCUGUGACUCCAUCCCCGAGAAGCAGAGCCUGGUGCUGGUGUGUCGGCAGGUCCUGCCUCAGCUGCUCCAGGGGAAGUUCCCCUCUCCGGUGCAGGAGCAGAUCGAUGUCCUCCUGGCCAAGUGUGGGGAGGGCGACCGCCCAGACCCCGAAGUCCUGGAGGCCGCCAGCCAGCUGAAGAGCAUCUUGAGACCCCUGAGAACCUGUGACCCCAGAUUUGCCUACCGCUACCCAGACUGCAGGUAUAAUGACAAGUUCUGAGGGGCUGGAGCCUGGCUGGCCUCCAGGGACCAUAUCCUCCGCUCUCCAUUCCCAGCCACUGAGGAACAUUCCAGCAACAGGAGGGCGGUUGUGCAGCACUGGCACUGGCCUCGCUGGCUGGAACAUCACAAAAGAGCCAGGGUUGGGCAUCAGAAGAUCCAGGUGUGGCCCUUGCCAGUUUGGCUCAGUGCACAGAGUAUCAGCCUGCAGAUCGAAGGGUCCCAGGUUCAA